This is a messenger RNA of Aspergillus saccharolyticus JOP 1030-1, 1341 nucleotides long. RefSeq names its product aminotransferase class I/II-fold pyridoxal phosphate-dependent enzyme. The transcript has 3 exons. NCBI's taxonomy places the organism in Eukaryota, Fungi, Ascomycota, Eurotiomycetes, Eurotiales, Aspergillaceae. Gene Ontology annotation, molecular function: pyridoxal phosphate binding; transferase activity. The coding region runs from base 1 to 1299 and encodes 432 amino acids. The record is from RefSeq and is a predicted model, not a curated record. Gene Ontology annotation, biological process: biosynthetic process.
AUGACUCUGGGCCAAGAGAUUCUUUAUCAGAAACUCCAACUCUCAUUGAAUCGACGCGAGCGUGAGGGUAGACUCAUUGAACCAGCAUCACACAAGGCUGUGCAAGGCACGAUUGAUUUCGGAUCGAAUGAUACUCUUUCCCUCUCGAGCUCUGGUAUGUUGAGUCAAGCUUUCCUUCAGCAGCUUGAGAUGCAUCCACACUUCACUAUCGGAGCCAGCACCACCCGUGUCUUCGAAGGUACCAGGCAAUACCUUGCCGACCUGGAACGCGACCUCGCUGCGUUCUACCAAGCAGAAGAUGCGAUGAUAUUCAACUCUGGGUACGACGCAAAUGUGGCGGUCUGGUUUGUGAUUUCACAGCCAGGAGAUAUAGUGGUAUUUGACGAGCUGAUGCACGCCUGCGCGCGUCAGGGCAUUAGGAAUGGACGUGCUAAGGCAUUGCCGUUCAUGCACAAUGACACAGCCUCACUCCAGCACUACCUUAAUUAUGCUCGGGCGCAGAACCCCGGGAUUGCAGAGGGAAACAAUGUCAUUUUCAUCUGCUUUGAAUCAGUCUACAGCAUGGAUGGGGAUGAGGCGCCGAUACAUGAAAUAGUCCGUGUUGCAUCUGAAUCACUCCCACUGGGUAAUUAUGUGCUUGUGGUUGAUGAAGCCCAUUCCCAUGGCCUCGUUGGCCCGAACGGAGCUGGCCUGGUCCGUCAUCAUGGUCUGGAAAAGGAUUUCACAAUCAGGGUCCAGACCUAUAGUAAAGCCCUUGGGUCAUCCGGAGGUGUCGUCUUAUGCAACAACACUAUUAAGCAAAUCUUGCUGAACUAUUCCAAGAAUGUCAUAUUCACAACGGCUCCUAGCUUUGUGUCAGUUGCAGCUAUGAGAGCUGGAUAUGAGAUACUGGCAAGCGAGGACGGGGAAAAGCGUCGAGCGCGGCUGCAGCACAACAUUGGAUACACCUAUUGGACUCUGACAGACCACCCUCGGUGGCAAGAAGUCAAGGAUAGAGGCAUCAUUCGACUGCCGACCGAGAGGGGCUGGCAAUCUAGGGUAUUCAAGUCCGCAAUCUUUGGACUAAUCACACAGCCUGGCAAGGCGCGCUACCUGGCCGAGAGCCUUCAACAGGCUGGAUUCUGGGUCAAUGCAGUCGAGUUCCCUAUCGUUCCCAAAGAACUGGGCCGGGUGCGACUCAUGAUCCAUGCUGAUAACACCGCGGAGCAGAUCGACACGGUUGUGCAAAUGAUUAUGAGGUGGGCAGUGGGACAAAUGAAAUUAGACAUGGUAAACUCGAACAGACUGGCGAGAUUGUAGGUAAGAGGGAUUCAACUCAGGCAGAGCUGAGAAUAAUUAUAG